Molecule: messenger RNA, 1206 nt
Organism: Leishmania braziliensis MHOM/BR/75/M2904
Lineage: Eukaryota; Euglenozoa; Kinetoplastea; Trypanosomatida; Trypanosomatidae
Exons: 1
Coding region: 1-1206 (401 amino acids)
Molecular function (GO): polynucleotide 5'-phosphatase activity
Source: RefSeq, a predicted model, not a curated record
AUGCGAGGUUUGCAACGCGUGCCGCGGUACCGGGACCCUCUGGUUCGCAAUGUGGCCCGUGUACUCCUGCGCGGCUUACAGGAACAGCACCACGCACCCUCCUUGACAAGAGUCGAGCUGGAGGUGCGGCUCGGCAGCAUCCUGGCGCACACUCGUGCACGUCAGCUAGACAUACCCAUUGCCGUAGCAUCGCCAGCCUUGAUUGAUGAGACAGCACGAAAUAUCUACCAAUUUCAUGCAGGCAUUUCACAACCGCUGCUCUACGGGAUGCAGGUGGCCUUGCUAGAGGCGGGCCUUGCCGCGCGGCACGACAUGGACCCACAAAGCGGGAAAGUUGACGUACACGUGUUUCUUUCCAAUGGAAAACGACUGCGCUGUCGCUACCAACGACUACACGAGGUGGCCCCCACCAUGCGCGCAGACAGCGUGAAGGCACCCGCCUUGAACUCUGAGGCGCCCCUGUACAAUCCCCUGUCCCUCACCCACGGUAUCACGGUGCUGUCGGCCGAAACCAAGAGCCGGUUGGCCGUGGUGGACAUGUGCUGCCCAGGCUGGUGCGCUGACGUGCGCUUUGCUCUCUCUAAGGAGGCCACUGUUCCGGUUGAGCUGACGGAUGCAACGAACGAGAGGGCGAAAGCGUCGCGCUUCCGUUCGCGCAUGUGCAUUCCGGUGGGGCCUUUUUUUUCCAUUCAAAUAACGCAAUCGACCCUCAGCCAAGAUGUGUGGUGGUACCCACCCCCAAAUAUGCGCUCCUACCUUGACAAGGACGUGGGGGCGCCCUCAUCACCCGCGGCGGUCACGGGUACGACCACGUUCGGUGUUGGCUCGGUGAUCCCGACACCAGCACUGUUUUUUCCGGAGAGAAGAGCAGAGCGCGUCGGUCGGAGCGACACACAGACCGCCACAUUCGAAGUGGAGGUGGAGAUCAACCUACCUGCGCUGCUGCGUGAGUGGAAGCGCAUGUACGGGGGCGCUGCCGCGUCCGCGUAUCUAUCUACCUCAGCGCUCGUCGAUACGACAUGCGCCGGAACGGCAAUCCUAGGCGACGCAUCAUUGAAGCCGCCGACAACGAUGGAGACAAGAGAUGACGACGCCGAUAUGUACGCCACGGUAUUGGCGGAGAGAGAAGACCCCUACCUCUUGCGCGUGGCCGAAGAGGUGAUGGCGGUGGUGCAACUGCUCACCAAGGUGCGCGUCGUCGAGUGA